Hypomesus transpacificus is the source of this 2840-nucleotide messenger RNA. It is a transcript of the gene rgs19, whose product is annotated as regulator of G protein signaling 19. The transcript is spliced from 5 exons. The coding region runs from base 1800 to 2552 and encodes 250 amino acids. Lineage: Eukaryota; Metazoa; Chordata; Actinopteri; Osmeriformes; Osmeridae. The record is from RefSeq and is a predicted model, not a curated record.
CUUCUGCUUAACAGCCCGAUUUCCUAACCGCUCAGCCAUCUGACCCCAUCCCACACAUAGCCUGCAGCCCAUGAGCAAGUUGCUGCAUGCAAGCCUACACACACAGUCACACACACAAUAUCUUUUUUUUUUCUUCUCUCUUCUUUUCUCUUCACUUCUUCACUUUUCCUCUUCUCGUCUCCUCUGUGUAUUUUAAAUUCCUCCAAGCUCCACUGUCAAGCUCAAUAGCUCCGUAGCUCCAUAGUCCUGAAUUACAUUUCAAUUAUUUGCACAUGCCAGCCCUAUAUUUAGCUCCUGUCAACUUGUCCCUGUCACAUUCAUUUGAGUGUCCUCUCGUUCACAGUUUUACUCUCCCACUUUAUAUCUUUCUUUCAUCCCGUCUCUCUCAGGAGUUCGCCUUCACUUAUCUGCCCCCACUGAGAGUGGUUUCGAGUCAGUCAUUUUAUUCUGACUGAGUGUGAACUUAAGUUACCAGACUAGAGUAGAAACCGACCAGAUAAUACGGUAAGGAGUAUUUACUGCUCUCAAGAAAAGAGACAUUCUGGUCGUUUAUAUUAGUCCGGUAACCAGACCUCCAAGAUCUAUCAUGCCAUCUCUCCUAUCUUACCCACCAGCUUUCAGUUUCAAUGCACUUUUUUGUGCAUUGGCCAGCUCUGAUAAACAUAAUUAACAGCUGACAGUGCUGAGUGAACCAGUACUCUGUGAUUUCAUUAGGCCUCAUACAGUUCUCUAGUGUCAUUUAGAACCCUCAGAACCCGGAGGCGACUCAGCUAGGAGGAACAAGGAGAGGACCGUUACAAUCCUGGAGCCAAUGGGGAGUGGUCAGAAGAGUCAUGAGUUGUAUUUAUUUAUUGUUGGACAGUAAUAAUAUAUCUAAUGACGAAUGCAAUCACUCACAUGCCAAGACGCAGAACUAGGGCCUGAAUUCUUUACUUUUAUGGUGAAUUAUAUGAGUGAGACUCAUAUAACAAACAAACCCGUGGAAAAGCCCCCUUCCUCUUCACACAGUACCUCCACCCUCUGCUCAUGCACAUAAUCACAAACACAUGCACUAACACAGUCAUAAUGAUUGUGAAAUAUUUAUUGUAAUGAACAGUAGUAAAACCUCUGUAGGGGUUGCAGUUACAUACAUAGGGACAGUUACAGUAUGGUGUGAUGUUACAGUAUGACGUGGUGUAACAGACAGGGACUGUUACAGUAUGAUGUGAUGUUACUCCUGGUUCACAUUUUGCAUAAUUUUAUGGACCUGUUUGCAGAAGGUGGGCGUGCUCCAAGCUUUUGUAAUCAAAUUGAUAGGCUACUGUGCAGGAGUUGUGAAACAUCUGUGUUCUGAUUGGUCGUCCGUACGGAAAGGUUACGCACAGUCCGUAAAAAAUACUUUGGGUUAUUAUAGUGUUACUCAUCACACAGGUCUGGAGACAGUAUUUAAUAAGAAACAGGAAGAGGGGGAGCUAAAGGAGGAGGGAAGAGGGAGAGAGGAUGCUGACUCAUGAAGUUUCACAUAACCCCAUGUCACAACAUCAGAACAGUUUCAACACUUCCUUUAGUCUCUCUUUCUCCUCCACCUCUCUCUCUCUCUCUCUCUCUCUCUCUCUCUCUCUCUCUCUCUCUCUGUGUGUCUCUCUGUGUCUCUCUCUCUCUUUCUCUCUAUGCCUUCACAUCAUUGAAUUUAUGUCCGUCUGUCUUCUCUCCGCCCUCCCGCUCUCCUUCCCUCUCUCUCUCUCCCCUUCCUGUCAUUGGGUCGCUCAUGAUGGUGUGUGAGUUCUCUCUGAUGAUUGGGAAUAUUGCUUCAUUGGUUGAUGGAGGGAUUGGUGAAAGCUAAGAAGAAGAAGAAGAAGGGACAAGGAGCUGAGGACUUAGGAGGGUGUUCAUUGAUCUGUGCUUGUCUCUGCCUGCUCGUGUCCAACGGCCCUGUCCCGACAGAGCGAGAGUCUCCGAUGGGUCGGAGCGACCAGUCUCCCAGUCGGGCCCAGCCAGGCAGGGCCAACCAGAGACCUAAUGCAUGCUGCUUCUGCUGGUGCUGCUGCUGUAGCUGCUCAUGUCUCACUGUUAGGAAUGAAGAGGAGAGGCGCAGGAGGAGGAAGUCUCAAGAGACCAGGAUGGAGACCAUACCAAACUGUGAACCUUGUCCCAAACCCACGAUGGAGGAGAUGCGCAUGUGGGCCCAGUCGUUUGACAAGCUGAUGAAGAACCCGGCAGGGAGGAACGUGUUCCGGGAGUUCCUGAGGACAGAGUACAGCGAGGAGAACAUGCUGUUCUGGCUGUCCUGUGAAGACCUCAAACAGGAGAUCAGCAAGAGCAGCAUCGAGGAGAAGGCUCGCAUCAUCUACGAGGACUACGUCUCCAUCCUGUCCCCUAAAGAGGUGAGUCUGGAUUCGCGGGUGAGGGAGGUGAUCAACAAGAAGAUGGCCGACCCCACGCCCCACACCUUUGAAGACGCACAGCUGCAGAUCUACACGCUGAUGCACAGAGACUCGUACCCCCGCUUCCUCAACUCCAACAUAUACAGAAAUCUGGUCCAGGGCAGCUCACGCACCUCCUCCGAGUCCUAGGCACGCUCACUUCCUCCUUCACUCCUCCUCGCUUUCAAUCACUCCUUCCUCACACAGCCCCCCUUUGUCAAUCAGUCCCUCGCUCCAUCACGUACUACCUCUUUCCUACCGACAAUCCUUCUCUCGUCUCUCCUCUCUCACCAAACUGUCUAUCCCCUCCUCAUACACAAGUCCAUCUCUCUCCUUCGCCCUCACUCUUCUUGCACACUGCUCUUCCCUUCUCGGUCUCCUCACACUCCCUCGCCUUCUCACUCCUCGCAUUCCCUCUCUCCUUCUCUCCUCACAUUC